Molecule: messenger RNA, 1786 nt
Organism: Schistosoma turkestanicum
Lineage: Eukaryota; Metazoa; Platyhelminthes; Trematoda; Strigeidida; Schistosomatidae
Source: the annotation of a GenBank genome assembly
UCAAACUAAAAGGUCAAUAAAUUGGAGGCCAAUUGGAAUAAAGCAAGAACCGUAUCUACCGAAACUCGUCAUUAGCUCGUCACUAAUCCGGUUGAAUCUUGGGGAGUGGGUUGUUUUUCUGAGUAUUGUCUGAGUGACGUAGCCGUGCAUUAAUAAGAGUGAAUAAACGAAAUCUGCGAGUCAAGAUGUCUUGUUUUCAGAACCUGUCAAAUGCACUAGAUGAUACUUUUUCUGCAACUGUUCAGUCCGAGGAUGAAUUGGAUUACGCAUCUGCAACACUCGUUUUGGCUGGAUUAUUGCAAAUUCAUUCCCGUACACCUCGUUAUGCAUUUCAUCAGGCGCGGCUAGAUUCAUUCCCGAAAAUCAUCCAUUCAAAAGAUUCUGGAAAAGACUCAUCAACUUACCGGUCAAAGUCUCCAGUUCCAUCUCCUACUGAGCUGGCCUCCGCAGGCUUUUAUCACACCGGUUCCGGAGACGAAACUAUUUGCCCUGCUUGUGGUUUGGGGCUACGUGAUUGGCAGGCCACAGACCAACCUGAAGCGUGUCAUAUUGCAUAUUCUGCUGCUGCAACAGCUGCCAUAGAAAUGGGUUCUGGGGACGGACAUUGUCGUUUACCAGUCCCGACUAUGCCAUGUCUAUAUCUAAUUGUCCACCGUCUUCUUGUUUCUGAAAUUCCUCUUGCUCGUAAGUCUUUGGUUCCUGUUGGACAAACACAGUCUGUCCGAGGUCUUCCUGGAGUAAUAUGUCGACCUGUAGUACAUUUCACUGAUCAGUCUUCUCAAAACUCAUGUGAAUAUCCAUCUUUGGCAGAUAGACUAUAUGCGAUAGCUCAUAUAAUGACAGCAUCUCCAGCUCCCCAGGGAUGGCCAGUAGAGAAUGCACGUGCGUUAGGUCAUUCAGAUGACUUGAUUGUUCUUGCUUUAUGGCGUUUGCAAGCGGAAGCUGCUGGAAUGGGGCUGGCUUGUCCACCAAUAAAGUCAAUCUAUAUCGAUCCUCAGGCUACAACAGAAUUGUUAAGAGCUAUUUUGAGAGUUCAGGAAGGUUAUGAUACAUCUUCCAGAAAUAAUCUCGAACUCUAUCUGGAUGCUUUCGACGAAGAAGAAGUACAUUCCACCGGUGAUGGCAGUGAAGGUGAUAUCACAGCAGAAGAUGCGGAAACAGCAGCUUUAUCACGAUGUCGUCGAUAUUUACGAUCACCACCGCAACAACAAUUUAGUGAUUCAACCUCAUCUCCUCGUUCAGCUGAAUCAUAUGGGUUACAAAUAAAAAAGAUCCAUCUCCCUCGUUUUUAUCAGUUCCUCGUGUGGUGGUCUCAUCGUUGGCCUGAAACUCAUAAUACUAAUGCACUGAAGUAAUUUGAGUACUUCUGACUACUCAACAUUUCAUUCGCAAAACAGAUUACUUGGAAAAUUGCACGUGCUACCCACUUUGAAGGCUUGAACACCUACUCCCAGUUGUUCAUAAUACAUUAAUGAUUCGAUUUCAAAAUAAUAUUUAACUUCAUAUACUUUAGGGAACAGUAUCCAUUUCUUUCGAUAUAUUUCAGCAUAUUCGUUUUACACCUUAUAUAUUUAAUAAAGUUUGUAAUUUCCCUUGUAAAAAAUAUCCUAUUUAUGAGAUUUCGGAUUGAUUGUCAAAUAUUACACCCAGCUUUUUUAUACAGCCAAGGGACUUCCUAGUUUGGAAUCGAUAUUUCGUUUUAUAUGAGUGUUUUCUUGCUGUUUGCAUCAUUUAUCAUCGUUCGUUUAAAAUGGAGGCUGCAAUAGAUAGGUGCAACUGACUAGAA